GCCCGUUUCCAGCAAUCAUUGGCAUCCAGAGAACGUCCUUACGCUCCUUAAAGCUCAGUUGAAUUUGAACGACAAUGGAGCACGGACUCAUCCUACUGGUGGCCGCCUGCUCGGCCUUGUUGCUUCCUGAAGUGCGAGGAACAGCUCACCUGUCGUUCAGCACCGCAGAGGUGAGCGUCACCCAGGAUGGCUGCGGCGAGACCGUCCUGUGCUUGAGUGAGCCAAGUGACUGCGACCCUGCAACAGAUGACCCUUGUCUGUUUGCGUCUUUGAAUGCUACCUCCAUGGACUCUGACAGUUUCGACUUAUAUGUCGGCCUCAGUGGAAUGUCCAUGGGUUACAUUGCUUUGGGACUUACCCAGGACGAAACUGAGGGUACGACCAUGCUUUUUGUGUGUGGAAUAAACAGCACUGAUAACAGCUCAUUCUUUUUCACCACACUGGACAAAAACAACAGCGAUAAUGAGCUUACUCCAAAUGAAAGGACUACAGAAGAGAUCCGUGGCACCGUGAACGACUCACUGAUCCAAUGUAACUUCGUCAUUCCAAACGUCACCACCACCACCGCCGUGGUGUUCCUGGGAAAUGGAACUGUCACCGACAAUACUCCCGAAAUGUUCAUGGACAUUUUUAAUAAGACAGUGAACCUCACCGACGUGAAUGGUAUCAUCACUGCCAAGACUCUGAACAUCAACCGAGACGGCUGCGGAGAUACCAAACUGUGCGUGGAGUCACCGGAUGACUGCGAUCCUCAAGUCGACACCUCUUGUCUGUUUACGUCUCUGAACACCAUGACCGACAUGGACUCCGGCUUCAACCUGUCUGUGGAGCUCAGUGGAAACUCCCCGGGAUUCAUUGCAAUGGGACUCACCCAGGAUGCAAAUGAGGGCAUAACCACUCUUUAUGUGUGCGGAAUAAACAGCAGCAAUGACAAUGCAUUCUUCUUCCUCACACUGGACAGAAACAACGCUGAUGGGAAUCUUACUGAAAGUGAUCAGGUUGUGAGCGACCUCUGCUAUGCGGUGAAUGACACAUCCAUCCAAUGUACUUUCACCAUAGAAAAUGCAAACUCAGUUACCACCAGAGAGGCUUCGGACGGGUCCGUCGGCAACGUUCUCCUGGGAAAUGGAUCCCUCGAAAACGGCGAGGUCACUACCUUUGAGCCCACCGUGACCACUGAACCCCUGAAUUUCACGAACCCAAAUGGUAGCAUCACCCCCCCGAUGAUGUUGAACAUCAACCGAGAUGGCUGCGGGACAACCAUCCUGUGCUUGGAGACGCCAGAUGACUGCAACCCUGAAACCGAUGAGGACUGUCUUUUCACGUCCAUAGAUGCCACCGACACUGACCCCCUCAUGGCCACCAUCAGGCUCAGUGGAAACUCGUCGGGAUAUGUAGGAUUCGGACUUACAGAGAACGCCACUGAGGGAACCACCUUGCUUUUCGCCUGCGCGCAAAACAUGACGGGAAACGGGACGUUUUUCUUCAGUGUGUUAAUCAGAAACAACACUGACGGCACUUUCAUUGAAGAUGACAGGGAAGUGACUAAUGUUGGUGUGGUGAACGGCACAUCCAUCGAUUGCGAGUUCAACUUUAUCAAUUUGGAACCGAGACAGAUUGUGAAUGAAACAGUUUCCACAGUCUUGCUGGGCAUUGGAAAUGUGACUGGAGAUGUUCUUGGACCAUUUGAAAUCUUGCUGGAUUCGCUUGUGAACCUCACUGAUGCCAACGGAAUGAUCUUUACGCCCGCAAGCGCUGGAACCACGAAGCGCAGUGACGCCAUGUUGAUCCUGCUGAGCGUUUUCACAGUGUUGGCCGUGCUCCGAGGCCAAUGAGCCCACACAUGAAGUGGAAGAGGAGGUCAUCGGUUCCAAUGAAAACACAACAACUGCAAACACGACGUGUAUUCUAUUAACGUUUUUUACCAUCUUCUAAGUCUACCCACUCGGACGUGUGAAGCUAUUUGGCUUUUAGAUAGAGCAGCAGGGUUCUGCUAAUGGGCAUCGUCAUUAUAGGAGCAGCUCAUUGGAGCCCAUUUCCACGGAAGAGAACUUCAGGUCUGACAAGUUUGAACUGUUUGAGAAGAACCAAAGCCAGGUUGCAAUUUGUUUUGUGUUCAUUUUGCGUUCAAUGUGCAUGUAGCCGCAGUGUAAAGUAUUUAUGGAUUUUACGUCAUCUGAAAGCAUGAAUAAAGUUUUGUCCUUUGUCCUAAAA
Doryrhamphus excisus (bluestripe pipefish) is the source of this 2214-nucleotide messenger RNA. RefSeq lists its product as uncharacterized. Lineage: Eukaryota; Metazoa; Chordata; Actinopteri; Syngnathiformes; Syngnathidae. Gene Ontology annotation, biological process: regulation of glutamate receptor signaling pathway; regulation of postsynaptic membrane neurotransmitter receptor levels. The record is from RefSeq and is a predicted model, not a curated record.